GUCCUCUUCCGUUUUCAACAUGGCGGAAUACGAUCUGACCACCAAAAUCGCCCACUUUCUUGACAGACAUCUCGUUUUCCCGCUGCUGGAAUUCCUUUCAGUAAAAGAGAUUUACAAUGAGCAUGAGCUCCUCCAUGGAAAGCUGGAUCUUCUCAGUGAAACCAACAUGGUGGACUUUGCCAUGGAUGUGUACAGGAAUUUAUUUCCUGACAAAGAAAUACCAAACUCUCUCAGAGAGAAGAGGUCUGAAGUUGUGGCUCAGCUGAAGCAACUGCAGGCUGAUACAGAGCCAAUUGUGAAGGUGUUUGAGGAUCCAGAGACCACCAGACAGAUGCAGUCAACAAGGGACGGACGUAUGCUGUUCGACUAUCUGGCCGAAAAGCAUGGUUUCCGCCAGGAGUACUUGGACACUCUGUACCGAUACGCCAAGUUCCAGUACGAGUGUGGGAACUACUCUGGUGCAGCGGAGUACCUGUACUUCUUCAGAGUCCUGGUUCCAGCCACGGACAGAAAUGCGUUGAACUCUCUUUGGGGCAAACUGGCCUCCGAGAUCCUGAUGCAGAACUGGGAAGCUGCCAUGGAGGACCUCACCCGCCUGAGAGAGACUAUCGAUAACAAUACGGUAAGUUCUCCUCUCCAGUCUCUCCAGCAAAGGACUUGGCUGAUCCACUGGUCUCUCUUUGUGUUCUUCAAUCACCCCAAAGGCAGAGACAACAUCAUUGAGCUUUUCCUCUACCAGCCACAGUACCUCAAUGCCAUUCAGACCAUGUGCCCGCACAUACUGCGCUACCUGACCACAGCCGUCAUCACCAACAAGGACGUACGCAAGCGUAGGCAGGUGCUGAAGGAUCUGGUGAAAGUCAUCCAGCAGGAGUCAUACACCUACAAAGAUCCUAUCACAGAGUUUGUGGAGUGUCUGUAUGUGAACUUCGACUUUGACAGUGCUCAGAAGAAGCUGAGAGAGUGUGAGGCGGUGCUGGUGAAUGAUUUUUUCUUGGUGGCAUGUCUUGAGGACUUCAUUGAAAAUGCUCGUCUUUUUAUCUUUGAGACCUUCUGCAGAAUUCACCAGUGCAUCAGUAUAAGUAUGCUGGCCGAUAAGCUGAAUAUGACUCCAGAGGAGGCAGAAAGAUGGAUCGUCAACCUCAUUCGCAAUGCCAGGCUGGACGCCAAAAUUGACUCCAAACUGGGUCACGUGGUGAUGGGCAACAACGCUGUUUCACCAUAUCAGCAGGUGAUCGAGAAAACCAAGAGCCUUUCGUUCCGCAGCCAAAUGCUGGCCAUGAACAUCGAAAAGAAGUUGAGCCACACCAACAGGAACGAGACUCCAAACUGGGCAGCUCAGGAUACUGGCUUUUAUUGAGUGGUGCUUUGUGGACCGUACACUUCCAUCUUGCUUUCCAGCCUUCCCAUACUGCGGCCGAGCAUCCUGUUCUCCCUCUCAUGUCCUUCAAUGGAGUGAGAGAGGGCCUUAUUUUUUCACUUGGGGUUCAAUACAUCUGGUAGUAAAUAAAAUAAAAACCAUUACAAAAACAUGUUCAAUUCAUGCUUGCAUUUUAUUCCUGGACAUUACAAAUGGUGGUUGAGGAUUAAGUGGUUGUGAUCUUUGUGUAAUAGAUGAAGUUUUAAUGUGCUGUGAGUCACAGAGUAGGACAGGGUUUGACUCUUGUGUUUUUACGCCGUUGCACAUGCAUGCGCCGUAAUGAUGAAUGAGUGUUUAGUCUGCUGCGUUUAUGCCACUGUUAUGUAGCAGCCCACUCCGCUGCGGCAGACCAGGGAGAUGUAAGCGGAGAGGGCACAGAAAGGUGAUUGUUCCAUCGUUUGUUGUCAUAUUGGCUGCAAGUUGUCCCCUCUCUUCGCAGAUAAGCAAGACAAUCAACGUAACGCCCCUCAUGACAUCUCCCAUCUCAUCUACUGUGCAUAACACCUACGUUCUCUGUCUCUUUGUAUCGCUCAAUCUAUUUUCUAUUUCUAUCUCUAACUCUUUUAAACACGCGAGAGCUUACAGACACUUCAGGCUGGGAUUCGAAGCAUGUCUUAAUGUCUGCUUUGGUCUCUCUAUCAGCUGACAUGUUUAUGGGCCCUGUCUCUCUGGACGAGUGAAGAGGGGGCUUAUAGCUGCCACAGCGCUCAGGCUCUCAGCCAGACAUCUAAAACAACUGACGUCACCUUUACUUUCCCAGCGAGCGGAGGAAAGGGGGGGCUAAAGUGAUUGGUUUACCGGUCUUUUGCCAUGACACAUUACGAAAAUAAAACCCUCCUAGCCCUUAAUUAUCACAUUCACCUUAUGAGUGCUGUCUCAGAUGUUGUUUUAGUAAGACAUCCAGACCAACAGCAGACGUGCGGCUGAGAAGGUUGUCCACCACAACGUCUGUCACUUCACUUAAAAUAAAUAAACAAACACCCAAAUGAAAGGUCAACAUGGGUUUUGGUUUAAGGGCUACAUAAUUUCCUUUUUGCAUUGUUCAUUCUGUUUUCCCCCAAUGCAAAGGUUAAGGCAUUUGUUUAAAACAAGGCCACAUAAUUAAAAUAUACACAUUUGUUCUCUAAUAAAAUUUUGCCAGAAUUA
Molecule: messenger RNA, 2566 nt
Organism: Xyrauchen texanus (razorback sucker)
Lineage: Eukaryota; Metazoa; Chordata; Actinopteri; Cypriniformes; Catostomidae
Product: eukaryotic translation initiation factor 3 subunit E-A
Exons: 13
Coding region: 20-1360 (446 amino acids)
Biological process (GO): translational initiation
Cellular component (GO): cytoplasm; nucleus; eukaryotic translation initiation factor 3 complex
Molecular function (GO): translation initiation factor activity
Source: RefSeq, a predicted model, not a curated record